This is a messenger RNA of Euleptes europaea (tarantolino), 2899 nucleotides long. It is a transcript of the gene OTUD7A, whose product is annotated as OTU deubiquitinase 7A. Gene Ontology annotation, cellular component: nucleus; cytoplasm. The transcript has 11 exons. Gene Ontology annotation, biological process: protein deubiquitination involved in ubiquitin-dependent protein catabolic process; protein K48-linked deubiquitination; protein K11-linked deubiquitination. Bases 1 to 2802 code for a protein of 933 amino acids. The record is from RefSeq and is a predicted model, not a curated record. NCBI's taxonomy places the organism in Eukaryota, Metazoa, Chordata, Lepidosauria, Squamata, Sphaerodactylidae. Gene Ontology annotation, molecular function: cysteine-type deubiquitinase activity; DNA binding; zinc ion binding.
AUGUCUUGUAGCCUACUGUCAAGUCCUGCUGCGGCUGCAUCUCUAGCAGCACUUCUAGAUGAUCACAUGACUCUUGAUAUGGACGCGGUCCUGUCAGACUUUGUUCGGUCCACAGGGGCAGAACCGGGUCUGGCCAGAGACUUGCUGGAAGGCAAAAACUGGGAUUUGUCUGCUGCCCUGAAUGAUUAUGAACAGCUUAGACAGGUUCAUACCGCAAACCUUCCUCAGGUGUUCAACGAAGGGAAGUACCCCAAGCAGCAGCAGGAAAGAGAGCCUCCUCAGCAGGUGAACAAGAGCGAGCGGCCGUCUCUUCAAAGACAGGAUGAUAUUUCUCAAGAGAAGAGGCUUUCCAGAGGAAUUUCUCACGCCAGCUCAGCGAUAGUCUCCCUUGCUCGAUCCCACGUGGCCAGUGAAUGCAACAAUGAACACUUCCCGUUGGAGAUGCCCAUCUACACAUUCCAGCUCCCUGAUCUUAGCGUUUACAGUGAGGACUUCAGGAGCUUCAUUGAACGAGAUUUGAUCGAGCAAGCAACCAUGGUCGCUCUGGAACAAGCCGGUCGUCUUAACUGGUGGUCCACAGUAUGUAUCAGUUGUAAACGUCUUCUUCCACUGGCAACCACAGGGGACGGAAAUUGUCUGCUACACGCUGCUUCUCUAGGAAUGUGGGGGUUUCACGACAGGGACCUCGUGCUGCGGAAAGCCCUCUAUACCAUGAUGAGGAGUGGUGCUGAAAGGGAGGCUCUCAAGAGGAGGUGGCGAUGGCAGCAGACGCAGCAGAAUAAGGAGUCGGGGCUCGUUUACACAGAAGAGGAAUGGGAGCGAGAAUGGCACGAACUUCUCAAGCUGGCUUCGAGCGAACCGCGCACACACUUCAGCAAAAACGGAGGCACCGGAGGGGGAGUCGACAACUCAGAAGAUCCGGUGUACGAGAGCCUAGAGGAGUUCCACGUCUUUGUCCUAGCACAUAUAUUAAGACGGCCAAUCGUCGUGGUUGCCGAUACGAUGCUACGGGACUCAGGAGGGGAAGCGUUUGCACCGAUUCCAUUUGGUGGGAUUUACUUGCCUCUGGAAGUUCCGCCAAACCGAUGUCACUGCUCUCCCCUAGUCCUUGCCUACGAUCAAGCGCACUUCUCCGCCCUUGUGUCCAUGGAGCAAAAAGAUCAACAGAGGGAACAAGCGGUGAUCCCUUUGACUGACUCUGAACACAAGUUACUGCCUUUGCACUUUGCGGUUGAUCCCGGGAAAGACUGGGAGUGGGGGAAGGAUGACAAUGAUAACAUCAAGCUGGCCAAUUUGAUUCUCUCUCUGGAGGCAAAGCUUAACCUUCUGCACAGUUACAUGAAUGUAACCUGGAUACGCAUACCUUCGGAAACACGGGCCCCUCUAGCUCAGCCGGAGUCUCCCACAGCGUCAGCUGGAGAAGAUGUUCAGUCUCUGGCUGACUCCAUGGAUUCUGACAGGGAUUCCAUUUGUAGUAAUUCUAACGGCAAUAGCGGCAAAAACGGGAAGGAAAAAGAAAAACAGAGGAAGGACAAAGACAAAAACCGUGCCGAUUCAGUGGCGAACAAACUCGGGAGUCUCAGUAAAACCCUCGGCAUCAAGCUGAAGAAGAACAUGGGGGGGCUGGGGGGACUGGUGCACGGCAAAAUGAGCAGAGCGAAUUCGGGGAACGGGAAAAACGGGGAGAUAGUCGAAAAAGUCAAAGAGAAAAAGUCCAAGUCACGGAAAGGAAGCAAAGAGGAUUCCGGCCAGUCUGCAAGCACUUCCCCCUCCGAAAAGACCACUCCCUCUCCCACCGAGAAGGCGAGCAUCUCGCCUGUGGAAAAAACGAACUCUAAAUCUCCUUCAGAUAAGCAAUCGGACCCCUGGAAGUACAGCACUGAUGUGAAGCUGAGCCUCAACAUUUUGCGAGCGGCCAUGCAAGGGGAGCGCAAGUUCAUUUUCGCUGGCCUCCUUCUGACCAGCCAUAGACAUCAGUUCCACGAGGAGAUGAUUGGCUACUACUUGACCAGUGCUCAAGAGCGCUUCAGUGCUGAACAGGAACAGAAGAGGAAAGAGGCGGAGAAGAAGGCUGCUCUCAACGGGUUGUCUUGUCGGAAGCUGGAGCAAGAAGCCUACUCAAAAGAGAAGCUGGAUUCAUCUCCUCAGGGAAGGGCGUCACCCGUCCUGCCUCAAAGCCAUACAACGCAACUGGUCUUAAAGUUUAAAGACCGCACUAGUCCCACGCCGGUGUCGUUUUCUUCGCCUAGCAAUGGUGCAAAGAAAAGCGGACCCAUUCCCGUAUCUGCCCACUAUAGCCAUACGCCUCCCGUUCAAAGGCAAAGUGUCAUCCAUUUGCAUGAUGUCAACUCCAAGCCGUCGAGCUUCCAAGACGAUACCUACAAGCCGGUGGUUGGCACCUUAAAAACAUGCGCCACGUAUCCCCAACAGAACCGGUCGUUGUCUUCGCAGAGUUACAGUCCGGCCCGGAUAGCCGGCAUCCGUACUGUCAACACGGUAGAAUCCCUGACCUACGCUAUGCCCACGGACCACAAGUCGCAGACAUACACCAACGGGUUUAAUACCAAUGACAUUAGGGACUGCUUAGAAUACGCCGACGAGGAGGCCCCUCAGACCUGGUUGAACAAUGACAAAAACCGAGGCAGAAGCACCGUUUGCCCGAUCUAUACGAUCCAGCAGAACCGCUGCAAGAAGGAGAACUGCUCCUUUUACGGUCGCCCUGAGACCGAGAACUAUUGUUCCUACUGCUAUAAGGAGGAGCUGAAGCGCAGGGAGCGUGAAAGCAAGGGCCAUCGGCAUUGAAGACAGUGAAGCGCUUCCCACGAAUAUUUAUUUCCUCCAUUUUCUUACUUACCCAAGUGCGUGAUGAUGGAUUGUAGGAAGAAGGAAAACAGGAUCU